AUGACCAAGCAUAAAGUAUUCUCCAAAAAAGCCAAGACUAACCUAACCCAUCUGUAUUUGAAUGACAAAAAUAUGACUAAAAUUAACACCAUCUAUCCAACCAAAAAUAUUCUGGUGCUAUACUUGCAUAACAACCAAAUUAGUAAAAUCGAGAAACUCGGCGCGUUCGCACAUCUCACGCAUCUCUAUCUACAGUGGAACAACCUGCGGAAGAUCGAAAACCUGGAAAGCUUGAAAAAUCUAAAACAGCUCUAUUUGGGCUACAACAAAAUCACACGGUUGGAGAAUUUGGGUGGUUUGAAAAAACUCGAACAGGUUCACAUCGAACGCCAGCAACUCGACGGAACGAUGCGGUUCGAGUUCGAUCCCGAGUGUCUUUGCGCUUUAGCGAACCAUCUAAAGGUGCUUAACAUUAAGAAACUGAAGCUCGCCAACAUUGACGCCCUGGAGCCCUUGUGGAAGCUGGAGAUUCUACUCGCCUCCGAGAACAAUUUUAAGUCCACCGAAGACGUGACACCAGUCGUUAGUGCACUGUAUUCGCUGCGCGUGCUGGAUCUGCAGGGAUGUUCGGCACAGCGGGACGUCCAUUAUCGGGAGAAAGUUACCGCUGCGGCAGGCCAUAAGCUGUUGCUCUUGGAUGGGAAAAUGAUAUCCCAGUCGACGCGCAACUUUAUCAAAAACUUCCAAAACGUCAAGCUGGAGAAGCAACGGCGGGCCAGCGAGAAGCCCAAGACGGCCGAAAACACCUCAAAAUCAUCCUUCGAGAGUGUCAGCGAACGGAGCAGCGGAGCUGGUGGAAGCGGUGGUGGUGGCGGUGGCGGAAGUGGCGGUAGUGGAGGAUUCGUUGAUCCAUUCAGUGCCGCCCUGCCGCAUCAAUUUCCCGGCAACUCACUGUUCCAAGUGUCGACCCGGCGGCCAGUCUGCACGCGCGUACUCCGGAAGCCGAUCAAGUCUCCGCUGCUCACGAAAACCAUGUCGGCCAACUUUUGCGACGAGAUGGCGUUCCGCUCGAACGAACUACAUCCGGCCGCGGCCGUCGUCAUGCUGCAGGGCAAGGAGAUUAAGGCGGGAGUGCCGGUUUUUAAGGACAAGCUGCGUGCCCAUCGAAAGAUACAGUCGCUGCCAACGAUUGAUCAUUGA
Anopheles coustani is the source of this 1140-nucleotide messenger RNA. Its product is annotated as protein phosphatase 1 regulatory subunit 42-like. The transcript is spliced from 4 exons. The coding region runs from base 1 to 1140 and encodes 379 amino acids. Lineage: Eukaryota; Metazoa; Arthropoda; Insecta; Diptera; Culicidae. Gene Ontology annotation, molecular function: protein binding. The record is from RefSeq and is a predicted model, not a curated record.